Messenger RNA from Etheostoma cragini (Arkansas darter), 670 nucleotides. RefSeq names its product EF-hand calcium-binding domain-containing protein 10 (gene efcab10). Bases 56 to 460 code for a protein of 134 amino acids. NCBI's taxonomy places the organism in Eukaryota, Metazoa, Chordata, Actinopteri, Perciformes, Percidae. The record is from RefSeq and is a predicted model, not a curated record. The transcript is spliced from 4 exons.
GCGUAUCAUAGCAACAAGUUGUAAGCUAACUGUCUAUGGUUGUCAAUUGGAAAACAUGGCGACGCAGAGAGAGAAAGACGCCGCUGAUUAUCUCGAGAAACACAAAAUUUUCGAGCUCAUGGAAAACCUGACCAGCAUGCUCUUCUUUCACAGACCUGAAAAUCCCAGAGAGUUUUUCAUUGAGCAGUUGGAACAGCUGAAGAUGUCUCGGCAGAAUGGUGUGGACGGGCCAAAUCUGUUCAACAACUCCAACCUGGAUGCAGUCUUCGGGAUACUGGACCCCGCUAAUAAAAAAUACAUCACUUUUGCCCAAUACAAGCAUGCGCUGACCACACUGGGCAUAAAAAACAUUAAUGAAUGUCCCGAAGGUGUAAAUGAAGACAGAAUAUCCCAUGAAACCUUCGAAACAGAAGCGAUUCAGGGCCUGCAGAGAUGCUCAGCAACAUAUGAACAACUGUGAACUUAUGUUUUCUUCCAAUCAGCUGAUGUGGUAUUUAAUACAAAUACAAUGCUAUGUAUUUAGAAGUUUUCAUUGGGGCUGGGUCUUAUGUUGUAAAAUGACCGCAUUUUAUAUAAUUAUUGUUAUUAAACUUGUAAUGUUGAUAUGGAUUCUGAUUGAGGUAGUUUCAUUCGAAUAUUUGCCAGCUUUUUUGCACUAAAGUUAACAAAA